Cercospora beticola is the source of this 1360-nucleotide messenger RNA. Its product is annotated as sugar phosphate isomerase/epimerase family protein. The record is from RefSeq and is a predicted model, not a curated record. Lineage: Eukaryota; Fungi; Ascomycota; Dothideomycetes; Mycosphaerellales; Mycosphaerellaceae.
GCUGACUAAUGACUCGCCUUGAAGCUGCAAUCUGAGAUCGGACCUCCAUCAAGUACGAAAACAACUCAUCAUCAUCGCGAAUGUUUUCACUUCGAAACGCAGCAACCCUUCCAUCUCGAAUCCCAAUUCUCUCUUCCUUCCGGCUAAGCUUUCUCCCGCUCCAACAGAUUUCCAGCUUUGGCCACCAGCACUUCCUGCGACCUUACAAACACAUCAAUCAUCGGCCUUUUCAAAGCACAUUGUCCCUCAAGAUGCCCUUGCGGCCAGCAAUAUCCUCUCAAUCCCUCGGUCUUCCAGGCACUCAUGCCCUCUUCCCCAAGCUAAAAGCUGCGUCCGAAGCAGGUUUCCAAGGUGUGGAGAUUUUCUUCGACGAUCUGAAUGUUCUGGCGAAUGUCUAUGCGCAGGAGCGACUGGAGGAUCAUGGGGCUACAGAGAGGGUUGACGGCGAGAAAGAUGGUGAGGCCGGCGAGUCAGAUCUGCUGAAGGCAGCGGAGGAUGUCAGAAGGUGGUGUGAUGGGUUUGGACUCAAGAUCGUCGCUCUUCAACCAUUUCGAGAUUUUGAAGGACUGAAGUCAGCUGCGGAAUAUCAAAAGCGAGUGUCCGGCUUCAAGCUUUGGCUCCGACUCUGUCGGAAGCUGGACACACAGACAAUCUUAAUCCCUUCGAAUACACUACAGGCGGAUGAACUUGACGACUCGAAAAUCGUCCCUGCUCUCCGCGAAGCAGCAGACCUCGCAGGAGCCGCUGAUCCACCUGUUCAAAUCGCGUUUGAAGCUCUCGCCUGGGCCACACUUGUCAACACCUGGGAUCAAGCCUACUCAUAUGUGCUCGAGGCUAAUAGAGAGAACUUGGGAAUAUGUAUCGAUACGUUCAAUCUCGCUGGCAAAGUCUACGCGGACCCUGCUUCUCCUGAUGGGCUGACAUCGAACGCGGAUCAGGAUUUCGAGGAAUCGAUCAGGCGAUUGAAGGAGACUGUGGAUGUGAAGAAGAUUUUCUAUGUUCAAUUUGUCGAUGGAGAGAGGUUGGAUAAGCCUCUAGUGGAGGGGCAUCCUUGGUACCAAGAGAAUCAGCCUGCAAGAAUGACGUGGAGUCGGAAUGCGAGAUGUUUUGCGUUUGAGAAGGAAGGAUAUUUGCCUGUGGGGAAGGUUAUGGAGGUUCUGGUGAAGGAUCUUGGAUAUGAUGGUUGGAUCAGUAGUGAAGUCUUUCACCGAGAUCUGGCGGAUGAGACGAGAGAGGUACCAGUUGAGUUUGCUGGGAGAGGCAUGGAAAGUUGGAAGAGGCUGCAGAGAGAGUUGGGGGGUGGAGAAGUGAUCUGAGUUGAGGUCUUCUUGGUAGUCUUGCCAAAUAUUGCCAAUGUGAG